Paramecium primaurelia is the source of this 848-nucleotide messenger RNA. The record is from the annotation of a GenBank genome assembly. NCBI's taxonomy places the organism in Eukaryota, Ciliophora, Oligohymenophorea, Peniculida, Parameciidae.
AUGGGUAAUAGUAACAAAGCUUAAUAAAAUGUCAUUCAUAUUGAAUUUAUGACUGCAAAAUAAAAAGUAAAGAAGGAUAAAGCCUUAAUCAAAAAUAAAGUUGAUUAAAGCUAAAAUGAACAUCUUUAGGAUAUAAUAUGCAUUUAAGAUUUAACUUAGUAUUAUUAAGUUGAUUUUCGAUAAACAAUACUAACUACAGAUGAAACUAUUCAUGUUAAGGUAAAGUUUAAUAAUAAUAAAAGAAAUUUGUUGAUCUUGUAGUCAAUCCUAAUUCAAAGACACCCAAUAACUUAAUUUAAAUAAGUGAUUUCUUUAAAUAGAAUGUCAAGUCAUUUUAAAUCUUUUUCAAUAAUCAAAUGUUCUCCUAAGAUGAUUAAAAAUAUUAAUUUAAUUAUGAACCACUUUAUAUAGAAGUAAUUUAUAAACCAAAACAUUGGAUGGAAAUGGCUGUAGAAAAAUUUAAGACCUAUAGUAGUAAGAUUAUGUCAGCCCUUGGAUUUAUUUCUAAAUUUGCUUAUAUAGCCAUCCCUUUAUACACAAGUUUAUCUGCUUUAUAACCCUUUUUAAUGCCAACUCUAAAGACAGCUAAAGUUGCUUUGAAAUCAACCUAAAAUCCUCAAGCUUAGAAUGCUUAAAGUGUAGUUAAGUUUUUGAUUAAUACAUUGAAGAGAGCAUCAUUUAUUGCUGCACCUAUAUUAUCUGUUGUGUCAAAAUAUAUACCAAUGUCAAAGACAAUAGUUUCAGGUAUAGGUCUUUAUCUUGGUAAAGGAAUGUUAUGGAAUGUAAUUAAAUUGGGAGUAACUAUAUUUUGUCCCUUUUUGGCUCCAUUACUUAUGAUAUUUGGAUGA